AUGGCUAGUUUUUCUUCAGUCAUUGACAAUACAGAGAAGAUUCAUAGAUACAAUUUAUCUAAUCCUUUGGAUAAUAGCACCGAAAUCAAUUCAACCUACGUUUCAGAUGAUACAUCAAGUCAACCUUUCUACGACUUUGUUCAUGCACUUUAUCUUUCUGUAAUACCACUGAUUUCCACGCUCGGAAUUAUUGGGAAUGUUUUAUCAAUCAAAGUUUUUCUGUGCUCUACAUUCAAAAGACAACCAUCAAGCAUCUAUUUAGCCGCUCUUUCAGUAUCAGAUACAUGGUUUUUGGUGGCCUUAUUAAUGGGAUGGCUAGGGAGUUUUGAUGGAACAAUUCAAGAGUCUGGAGUAACAUGCAUGAUUUCAAUAUAUGUUACGUACGUCACAGGCUUUCUGUCCGUAUGGUAUGUAGCUCUUAUCGUAAUUGACCGAUACAUUGUCGUUUGCCACCCUCUAAGAGGGCCUCGUUUGUGUUCCAGGAAAAGAGUUGCCACAGCAUCAGCUCUCAUUACAACGUUUGCAAUUAUAUUUUAUACUCACUGUUUUCGUACAACAAUGAUUGUAAAAAAGGCCUCGGGAAAUGGAGUUCAGUGUGUUGUUCAAAAGGACAGCAUGCACGUGCUAACAAUAAUAACCUACAUUGACUCUGUCCUAACUAUAGGAGUACCUUUCCUUACAAUUUUUGUUCUUAACUGUAGUCUCAUAUCGGCCGUGAGAACAUUUAACAACAAGCAUAUAAGAUUCAGUGAGAGAAAGCUUUAUUCGUAUUCUCCUCAAUAUAGCAUCCUGACCAAGGCUCAGAUACGAUUGACAGUGAUGUUAGUGGUGGUGUCCUCUGUGUUUCUAAUUCUGAAUCUGCCAAGCCAUGCCAUCAGACUUUACAUCAUGAUAAAGGGUCUGGUAAUGAAGCGCCAAAACAGCAUUACAUUGAUCCUCAUUCAACAGAUCUUUCAGAUACUAUAUUACGCAAAUUUUGCUAUCAAUUUCAUUUUGUAUAUGGUAUCGAGUAAACAAUUUCGCAAAUGUCUCAAGGAAAGUCCAAAAUGCCGAGUUUUACGAAGGUUGAGAUUAAAAAAGACAUUAUUAGAUAGGCGAAAAGAGUUUGGGUAAGAUUUAAAUGACAUUUGUGUUCAUAUCAUAUGUACAUUGUAAUAAUUACUUUUAAACUAUCGCGGUAAGUUGAUCUGAUUGGGCUAAAUAUAUCUAAGGUCAAGGG
Messenger RNA from Saccostrea echinata, 1219 nucleotides. RefSeq names its product G-protein coupled receptor daf-37-like. Gene Ontology annotation, biological process: G protein-coupled receptor signaling pathway. The coding region runs from base 1 to 1113 and encodes 370 amino acids. Gene Ontology annotation, cellular component: plasma membrane. Lineage: Eukaryota; Metazoa; Mollusca; Bivalvia; Ostreida; Ostreidae. The record is from RefSeq and is a predicted model, not a curated record. The transcript has a single exon. Gene Ontology annotation, molecular function: G protein-coupled receptor activity.